Staurois parvus is the source of this 324-nucleotide messenger RNA. NCBI's taxonomy places the organism in Eukaryota, Metazoa, Chordata, Amphibia, Anura, Ranidae. The record is from the annotation of a GenBank genome assembly.
CGGUCAUGUGAUCAGCUGUAUCCAAUCACUGCUGAUCGAAAGGGACAUUUACACUGAUCAUCAGGGCACUGAUGAUCAGUGUGCCCUGAUGAUCAGUGUAGCCCCAGCAGCAGUGCCACCUGCCAGUGCCCAUCGGUGCCUCAGCAAUGCAACAUCAGUGCAUAUCAAUGCCACAUAUCAGUGCCCAUCUGAGCUGCCCUUCACUGGCAGCUAUCAGUACCAGUUAGUGGCACCUAUCAGUGCCCAUCAGUGAUGCAUGUCAAUGCCCAUCAGUGCCACCUACCAGUGCCUCAUCAGUGCAGCCUUAUUAGCGCACAUCAAUGA